AUCUGUCACAGCAGUUAAGGCAGGCCACUCUGCAGAGGAGCACACAGCAACGCUUUGAGUGUCCCGGGACACCCGGUAUUAAAGUCAAGAUGGACUCUGUCACUCCUGAUACCGACGGGAAGCAAAAUGGCUACACAAAGGUCCAUAGCCCUGUGGCUGGGGUACUUCUGGAGAAGACAAAAGAGAAAAUAACCAUAUAUCAAGCCAUGAAAAAACGUCUUCUGAAGCCAGGAACAGCAUUAGCCCUGCUUGAAGCACAAGCUGCCACUGAGGGCAUCAUAGACCCAGUGAACAAUCGAAAACUUCCUGUUGAAGAUGCUGUUAAAGAAGGACUAGUUGGACCAGAGAUGAAAGAGAAACUGACAGCAGCUGAGAAAGCUAUCCAUGGUUAUACAGACCCCUACACUAACGAAACAAUCUCUGUUUUCCAAGCUAUGCAAAAGGAUUUAGUCCCAAGGGAUUAUGGCUUGAGGCUGCUGGAAGCACAGAUAUCUACACAAGGCCUGUUUGAUCCUGUUGAAAAGAGGAAUAUUUCAGUGGAGUCAGCAAUAAAUAAGGGCUACUAUGAAAAAGACUUGCUCAGAGACCAGAUGGAGGAGCUCAGAGUGUUCUACGAUCCAAACUCACAAGAAAAUCUCAGCUAUCGACAUCUCCUGGAGAAAUGUAUGGUGGAACCUGAUACAGGCCUGUUGUUGCUCCCUGUUUGCGUCACCUUCAAAGGUCUGCGUAGAGGCGUUUCCUCCACUGAACUCCUUGAAAGUAAGAUCAUUGACAAAGAAACAUAUGAUGACUUGCAGAGGGGUAAGACCACAACACAGGAUGUGAUGCUAAUGGAAACUGUAAAAGAAUACCUAGAGGGCAAAGGCAGUAUCUCAGGCAUUGCAAUAGUCUCGACCAGUGAGAGAAUGAGUAUCUUUCAAGCCAUGAAGCAAGGCUUACUAAUGCCUGGAACAGCAUUAGUUCUGCUGGAGGCACAAGCUGCAACUGGAUUCAUGAUAGAUCCUGUGGAAAACAAAACGUACAGUGUAGAUGAAGCCAUCAAAAACAAGCUUGUUGGCCCAGAAUAUCAUGCAAAGCUGCUUUCUGCUGAGCGGGCGGUAACUGGAUACAAAGACCCAUACACAGGUGAAACCAUCUCUCUUUUUCAAGCACUAUCAAAAGAUUUUAUUGUAAAAGAACAUGGGAUCCGAUUACUUGAGGCUCAGAUUGCAACAGGUGGAAUCAUAGACCCAGUCAACAGUCAUAGACUUCCUGUGGAAGUGGCCUACAAGAGGGGUUAUUUUGAUGAGAAGAUGAAUUCCAUACUAGAAGACUCAGGAGAUGACACAAAAGGCUUCUUUGACCCAAACACAAAUGAUAAUCUAACCUAUCUCCAACUGAUGGAAAGGUGUGUGACUGAUCCUGCCACAGGACUCUGCCUCCUCCCACUCUUUGAUAAGUCAGAUAAGGGGAGUACCAUCUUCAUCGACUACCAAACUAAAAUGGCUUUCAAAGAAGAGAAGGUCAAAGUGCCAUGUGGAAAGUACAUGGGAAUGACAGUAUCUCUGUGGGAGCUACUAAUGUCAGAAUACUUUAAUGAACACCAGAGGCAGGACAUCAUUCAAAAGUACAAACAGGGGAAGCUUAAAAUCAGCAUGAUCAUUACAACAGUUCUGGAAGUCAUAGAGAAGUCUGUGAAAACUAAUGUCACCUUUGAAGGCAUCAGGGAAACUGUGACAGCAACCCAGCUUCUAGAGGCAGAUAUCAUAAGUAAGAAGGACCUGGAAGAUCUUAAAACAGGAAAGAAGACAGCAAAGGAGUUUACAGAGGAUGAAAAUGUAAAUAUGUACCUGCAUGGGAAAGACAGCAUUGCAGGUGUUCUGCUUCCUGAUUCUCAGAUCUUGACCAUCUACCAGGCCAGGCAGAAAGGAAAGCUGAUGCCAGGAACUGCUCUGAUUCUACUGGAGGCCCAAGCAGCAACAGGGUUCAUUAUUGAUCCUAUUGGAAACAGAAGAUUUUCAGUGGAUGAUGCUGUGAAAGCAAAGAUUGUAGGACCAGACCUUUGUCAAAAGUUACGCUCAGCAGAGAAAGCUGUCACUGGAUACAAAGAUCCACAUGACGGCAAAAUUAUCUCAUUGUUUCAGGCCAUGCAGAAAGACCUCAUUCUACAAGAUCAUGGAAUUCGCCUGCUAGAGGCCCAAAUUGCCACUGGAGGAAUCAUUGAUCCUGUGAACAGCCACCGCAUUCCUGUCCAUGUGGCUUAUAAGAGAGGAUAUUUUAAUGAGGAAAUGAAUCAGAUCCUGAGUGAUCCAAGUGAUGACACCAAAGGGUUCUUUGACCCCAAUACACAUGAGAACCUAACAUACUUGCAGCUCAUGGCAAGAUGCAUCACAGAUCCCAGUACAGGCCUGUGCCUCUUUCCACUCAAAGGCAAAAGCAAUAAAAUUAUCAUCGAUGAUCACAUGAAGGAAACAUUUAGGGCAACAACAGUCAGUGUUAGGUAUGGCAGAUUCUGUGGCAAGCAUACAACACUGUGGGAUCUCAUUAACUCAGAAUAUCUGGCUGAGAAUAAAAGACAGGAGUUAUUCAAGCUCUACAAGUCAAGGAAAAUCACAGUUGAGCAAAUAACUGUCAUUAUUUUGGAGAUCAUUGAAAGCAAGGAGAUAAAACAGCAGGAGGCACUGGAUUUUGAGGGCCUACGAGGCAACAUCUCUGUUGUGGAUCUUUUGAAGCUGGGAAUUGUGGAUGAAAAAACAUACAGUAGUAUGGUAGAUGGAAAGCUGACAAGCACUGAUGUGAUGAAGAUAGACAGUGUGAGAACCUAUCUACAAGGAAAAAGCUGUGUAGCUGGGGUGGUACUUCAACCGUCCAAUCAGAGACUAAGCAUCUAUGAUGCACAGAAAAAGGGCAUUCUGACACCUGGUACUGCCCUUUGUCUUCUUGAGGCACAAGCAGCCACAGGAUUCAUUGUUGAUCCUGUCAAAAACAAAAAAUUUACUGUAGAGCAGGCUCUCAAAGAGAAGGUAAUUGGCCCUCAGGUAUAUGAAAAGCUCUUGUCAGCAGAGAAAGCUGUCACUGGUUACAAAGAUCCAUACACUGAUGAAAAGAUUUCUCUUUUUCAAGCCAUGAAAAAAGAUCUUAUUGUGAAGCAGCAUGCCAUCCGUUUACUUGAGGCUCAGAUUGCCACAGGUGGUAUCAUUGACCCCUUGAAGUGCCUUCACUUACCACUAGAGGUUGCAUACAGAGAGGGAUAUUUCGACUCAGAACUUAAUCAAAUUCUGUCUGACCCCAGUGAUGACACCAAAGGUUUUUUUAACCCAAACACACAAGAAAAUCUGACUUACAUGGAAAUGCUGGACCGCUGCAUAAAAGAUAAAGAAACAGGUCUGUUUCUCCUUCCACUGAACGAAAAGGCCAAAGCUAGGGAAAUAAAGGAGAAAAUACACACUGACACAGAGAUAAAACAAGAGUUUGAAAAGACAGCUGUCAACAUAUCAAUGGGCCGCUAUUCUGGAAAAUCAGUUUCUCUUUGGGAACUGAUCCACUCUGGGUACUUCACACAGGAUCAACGGCUUGAGUUGAUAGAAAAAUACAGAACAGGGAAGAUAACCACCCACAGCAUAACCACAUUGGUAAUUUCAACCAUUACAAAACUGGAGCAAAGUGAGAACUGCAGAACAACAAUGGGCCUGAGAAAGCCUGUGUCUGCCCAACAGCUUCUAGAUUCUGAUAUAAUUGAUGCAAAUACAUUCAACAGUGUGAAAGAAGGGAAACUCACUUUUGAAUCAGUAAUGGAAUGUGAAUCUGUGAAAGGAUACCUGAAAGGAACUGGAAGCAUUGCUGGAAUACUGAUUCAUCCAUCCAAGAAAGUUAUAAGCAUCUAUGAAGCAAAAACGCAAGGUCUGUUGACACCUGGCACCGCACUUGUACUACUUGAAGCACAGGCUGCAACAGGAUACAUCAUCGACCCUCUCAAGAAUGAAUCCUACACUGUUGAUGAAGCAUCAAAAGAAAAUGUAGUUGGUCCAGAUGUACAUGAACAACUCCUGUUAGCUGAACGAGCAGUCACUGGCUAUGUGGAUCCAUACACAGAUGCAACAAUAUCAUUGUUUGAAGCCAUGAGUAAAGAUCUGAUUCAAAGAAGCUAUGGUAUUCGUCUUCUUCAGGCACAAAUAGCAACUGGGGGCGUCAUUGACCCUGUUCAAAGUCACAGGCUUCCUGUUCAUGUUGCAAAGAAGAAAGGAUAUUUUGAUGAAGAAAUGGACCAGAUUUUGUUGGGUACCAGUGAAGAGACAAAGCAAUUCUUCAACCCAAACACCAAGGAAAACCUUACUUACCUCCAGCUGAUGAAAAAAUGUGAGACAGACCAAAAAACUGGCCUUCUUCUUCUACCACUCUAUGAAGAAAAAUCACAUGUUUUCCACACAGAUGAACAAACAGAGCUUACAUUCACAAACAAAAUGAUUGCCUUAAAUGCAGGGAAGUUUCAAGGCAAAGAAGUGUCACUGUGGGAAGUGCUAUUGUCUGAAUACAUUUCAGAACAAAAGAGGGAACAGCUCAUACAACAAUACAAGACAGGAGCUAUGAAAAUAGAGGAGAUCAUUGAGAUAGUCACUGUAAUCAUUACUGAAGUAACAUCCAAAGAGAAAAAAUUCAAAGGCCUGAGAAAGAGAGUCUCGGCCAGUGAACUAUAUGAGUCAAAAAUUAUCUCAAAAGAGCUUUUCACACAGAUAAUACAGGGGGAAGUAACUGAGGAGAAUGUGAACAAAAUGGAAUCAAUUCAAAAGUACCUUGGAGCUACUAAUUGUAUCGCAGGUGUCAGAAUUGAAUCCACAAAGAAAGUCAUGAGCAUCUACGAAGCCAAGUCCAAAGGCCUUCUGACCCCUGGUACUUCUCUGGUUCUGCUGGAGGCUCAGGCUGCCACUGGCUUUGUCAUAGAUCCAGUGAACAACAAGAAACUUUCUGUAGAGGAAGCUGUGGCUCAAGGAGUGGUUGGCCGUGAGUGGAAAAACAAACUUCUUUCAGCAGAAAGAGCAGUGACAGGAUACAAAGAUCCCUAUACAGGAGACAUUAUUUCUUUGUUCCAGGCCUUGAAAAAAGAUCUCAUUGUCAAAGACCAUGGAAUUCGCCUCCUUGAAGCACAAAUUGCAACAGGGGGCAUAAUCGAUCCAGUGUAUAGCCAUCGAGUGCCUGUACAGGUGGCAUACCAAAGAGGCUACUUUGAUGAAGAAAUGAAUCAGAUUCUGUCUGACCCUGAUGAUGACACCAAGGGCUUUUUUGACCCCAACACCCAAGAGAAUCUCACCUAUCUCCAGCUGGUCGAGAGGUGUGUCAGAGAUCCCAUUAGUGGCCUUAGCCUACUGGUCAUUGUGAAGAAGGGAGAGUUCUACUUCUUUGUUGAUGAGGCAACAAAACUCAUUCUGAAAUCUACAACAACAACCAGAGCAGGAGGGAAAUACCAAGGAAAGACUGUGUCUCUGUGGGAUCUGCUAUAUUCUAAAUACAUCACAGAAGAGAAGAGAAGAGAACUUGUACAGCAGUACAAGUCUGGAGCUAUCACAAUUGAACGCUUCCUGGAGAUAAUACUGACAAUCAUUCAACAGCAGACCACAACCUCAACAUCCUCAAUAAUCACCUGCCAAGCACCAGAAAAAACAACAGAGAGCAGCAAAACAAAAACUACCAUCACCACUACCACAGCCACAGAGACAAGUCAGACCACAAAUUUCCAUGGGAUCAGGAAGGAUGUCACUGCUGAUGAGCUGCUCGAAUCAAAAAUCAUUGAUGAAGAUCUGUACAAAGAUCUAAAUACAGGAAAGGUCACAGUGAAUGAAGUAAGUGAAAUGGACUCGGUCCGGCAGUACCUAGAGGGGACCAACAGCAUUGCAGGGGUGUAUCUGCAGUCAAGUGAAGAAACCAUGAGCAUUUAUGAAGCCAAGUCCAAAGGCCUUCUGACCCCUGGUACUUCUCUGGUUCUGCUGGAGGCCCAGGCUGCCACUGGCUUUGUCAUAGAUCCAGUGAACAACAAGAAACUUUCUGUAGAGGAAGCUGUGACUCAAAGGCUGGUUGGUAAUGAGUGGAAAAACAAACUUCUUUCAGCAGAAAGAGCAGUGACAGGAUACAAGGAUCCCUACACAGGAGGCAUUAUUUCUUUGUUCCAGGCCUUGAAAAAAGAUCUCAUUGUCAAAGACCAUGGAAUUCGCCUCCUUGAAGCACAAAUUGCAACAGGCGGCAUAAUUGACCCGGUGCACAGCCAUCGAGUGCCUGUACAGGUGGCAUACCAAAGAGGCUACUUUGAUGAGGAAAUGAAUCAGAUUCUGUCUGACCCUGACGAUGACACCAAGGGCUUUUUUGACCCCAACACCCAAGAAAAUCUCACCUAUCUCCAGCUGGUCGAGAGGUGUGUCAGAGAUCCCAUUACUGGCCUUAGCUUAUUGGUCAUUGUGAAGAAGGGAGAGUUCUACUUCUUUGUUGAUGAGGCAACAAAACUCAUUCUGAAAUCUACAACAACAACCAGAGCAGGAGGGAAAUACCAAGGAAAGACUGUGUCUCUGUGGGAUCUGCUGUAUUCUAAAUACAUCACAGAAGAGAAGAGAAGAGAACUCGUUCAGCAGUACAAGUCUGGAGCUAUCACAAUUGAACGCUUCCUGGAGAUAAUACUGACAAUCAUUGAAAAGCAGACCACAACAAUUUCAACAUCUUCAAUAAUCACCUGCCAAGCACCAGAAAAAACAACAGAGAGCAGCAAAACAAAAACUACCAUCACCACUACCACAGUCACAGAGACAAGUCAGACAACAAAUUUCCAUGGGAUCAGGAAGGAUGUCACUGCUGAUGAGCUGCUCAAAUCAAAAAUCAUUGAUGAAGAUCUGUACAAAGAUCUAAAUACAGGAAAGGUCACAGUGAACGAAAUAAGUGAAAUGGACUCGGUCCGGCAGUACCUAGAGGGGACCAACAGCAUUGCAGGGGUGUAUCUGCAGUCCACCAAGGAGACAAUGAGCAUUUAUGAAGCCAAGUCCAAAGGCCUUCUGACCCCUGGUACUUCUCUGGUUCUGCUGGAGGCCCAGGCUGCCACUGGCUUUGUCAUAGAUCCAGUGAACAACAAGAAACUUUCUGUAGAGGAAGCUGUGACUGAGGGACUGGUUGGCCGUGAAUGGAAAAACAAACUUCUUUCAGCAGAAAGAGCAGUGACAGGAUACAAAGAUCCCUACACAGGAGGCAUUAUUUCUUUGUUCCAGACCUUGAAAAAAGAUCUCAUUGUCAAAGACCAUGGAAUUCGCCUCCUUGAAGCACAAAUUGCAACAGGGGGCAUAAUCGAUCCAGUGUACAGCCAUCGAGUGCCUGUACAGGUGGCAUACCAAAGAGGCUACUUUGAUGAGGAAAUGAAUCAGAUUCUGUCUGACCCUGACGAUGACACCAAGGGCUUUUUUGACCCCAACACCCAAGAGAAUCUCACCUAUCUUCAGCUGGUCGAGAGGUGUGUCAGAGAUCCCAUUAGUGGCCUUAGCCUACUGGUCAUUGUGAAGAAGGGAGAGUUCUACUUCUUUGUUGAUGAGGCAACAAAACUCAUUCUGAAAUCUACAACAACAACCAGAGCAGGAGGGAAAUACCAAGGAAAGACUGUGUCUCUGUGGGAUCUGCUAUAUUCUAAAUACAUCACAGAAGAGAAGAGAAGAGAACUUGUACAGCAGUACAAAUCUGGAGCUAUCACAAUUGAACGCUUCCUGGAAAUAAUACUGACCAUCAUUCAACAGCAGACCACAACCUCAACAUCCUCAAUAAUCACCUGCCAAGCACCAGAAAAAACAACAGAGAGCAGCAAAACAAAAACUACCAUCACCACUACCACAGUCACAGAGACAAGUCAGACCACAAAUUUCCAUGGGAUCAGGAAGGAUGUCACUGCUGAUGAGCUGCUCGAAUCAAAAAUCAUUGAUAAAGAUCUGUACAAAGAUCUAAAUACAGGAAAGGUCACAGUGAAUGAAGUAAGUGAAAUGGACUCGGUCCGGCAGUACUUAGAGGGGACCAACAGCAUUGCAGGGGUGUAUCUGCAGUCAAGUGAAGAAACCAUGAGCAUUUAUGAAGCCAAGACCAAAGGCCUUCUGACCCCUGGUACUUCUCUGGUUCUGCUGGAGGCUCAGGCUGCCACUGGCUUUGUCAUAGAUCCAGUGAACAACAAGAAACUUUCUGUAGAGGAAGCUGUGACUCAAGGCCUGGUUGGUAAUGAGUGGAAAAACAAACUUCUUUCAGCAGAAAGAGCAGUGACAGGAUACAAGGAUCCCUACACAGGAGGCAUUAUUUCUUUGUUCCAGGCCUUGAAAAAAGAUCUCAUUGUCAAAGACCAUGGAAUUCGCCUCCUUGAAGCACAAAUUGCAACAGGCGGCAUAAUUGACCCGGUGCAUAGCCAUCGAGUGCCUGUACAGGUGGCAUACCAAAGAGGCUACUUUGAUGAAGAAAUGAAUCAGAUUCUGUCUGACCCUGACGAUGACACCAAGGGCUUUUUUGACCCCAACACCCAAGAAAAUCUCACCUAUCUCCAGCUGGUUGAGAGGUGUGUCAGAGAUCCCAUUACUGGCCUUAGCUUAUUGGUCAUUGUGAAGAAGGGAGAGUUCUAUUUCUUUGUUGAUGAGGCAACAAAACUCAUUCUGAAAUCUACAACAACAACCAGAGCAGGAGGGAAAUACCAAGGAAAGACUGUGUCUCUGUGGGAUCUGCUAUAUUCUAAAUACAUCACAGAAGAGAAGAGAAGAGAACUCGUACAGCAGUACAAGUCUGGAGCUAUCACAAUUGAACGCUUCUUGGAGAUAAUACUGACAAUCAUUGAAAAGCAGACCACAACAAUUUCAACAUCUUCAAUAAUCACCUGCCAAGCACCAGAAAAAACAACAGAGAGCAGCAAAACAAAAACUACCAUCACCACUACCACAGCCACAGAGACAAGUCAGACCACAAAUUUCCAUGGGAUCAGGAAGGAUGUCACUGCUGAUGAGCUGCUCGAAUCAAAAAUCAUUGAUGAAGAUCUGUACAAAGAUCUAAAUACAGGAAAGGUCACAGUGAAUGAAGUAAGUGAAAUGGACUCGGUCCGGCAGUACCUAGAGGGGACCAACAGCAUUGCAGGGGUGUAUCUGCAGUCCACCAAGGAGACAAUGAGCAUUUAUAAAGCCAAGUCCAAAGGCCUUCUGACCCCUGGUACUUCUCUGGUUCUGUUGGAGGCCCAGGCUGCCACUGGCUUUGUCAUAGAUCCAGUGAACAACAAGAAACUUUCUGUAGAGGAAGCUGUGACUGAGGGACUGGUUGGCCGUGAGUGGAAAAACAAACUUCUUUCAGCAGAAAGAGCAGUGACAGGAUACAAAGAUCCCUACACAGGAGGCAUUAUUUCUUUGUUCCAGGCCUUGAAAAAAGAUCUCAUUGUCAAAGACCAUGGAAUUCGCCUCCUUGAAGCACAAAUUGCAACAGGCGGCAUAAUUGAUCCAGUGCAUAGCCAUCGAGUGCCUGUACAGGUGGCAUACCAAAGAGGCUACUUUGAUGAGGAAAUGAAUCAGAUUCUGUCUGACCCUGACGAUGACACCAAGGGCUUUUUUGACCCCAACACCCAAGAGAAUCUCACCUAUCUCCAGCUGGUCGAGAGGUGUGUCAGAGAUCCCAUUACUGGCCUUAGCCUACUGGUCAUUGUGAAGAAGGGAGAGUUCUACUUCUUUGUUGAUGAGGCAACAAAACUCAUUCUGAAAUCUACAACAACAACCAGAGCAGGAGGGAAAUACCAAGGAAAGACUGUGUCUCUGUGGGAUCUGCUUUAUUCUAAAUACAUCACAGAAGAGAAGAGAAGAGAACUCGUUCAGCAGUACAAGUCUGGAGCUAUCACAAUUGAACGCUUCCUGGAGAUAAUACUGACAAUCAUUCAACAGCAGACCACAACCUCAACAUCCUCAAUAAUCACCUGCCAAGCACCAGAAAAAACAACAGAGAGCAGCAAAACAAAAACUACCAUCACCACUACCACAGUCACAGAGACAAGUCAGACCACAAAUUUCCAUGGGAUCAGGAAGGAUGUCACUGCUGAUGAGCUGCUCGAAUCAAAAAUCAUUGAUGAAGAUCUGUACAAAGAUCUAAAUACAGGAAAGGUCACAGUGAAUGAAGUAAGUGAAAUGGACUCGGUCCGGCAGUACCUAGAGGGGACCAACAGCAUUGCAGGGGUGUAUCUGCAGUCAAGUGAAGAAACCAUGAGCAUUUAUGAAGCCAAGUCCAAAGGCCUUCUGACCCCUGGUACUUCUCUGGUUCUGCUGGAGGCCCAGGCUGCCACUGGCUUUGUCAUAGAUCCAGUGAACAACAAGAAACUUUCUGUAGAGGAAGCUGUGACUCAGGGACUGGUUGGCCGUGAGUGGAAAAACAAACUUCUUUCAGCAGAAAGAGCAGUGACAGGAUACAAAGAUCCCUACACAGGAGGCAUUAUUUCUUUGUUCCAGGCUUUGAAAAAAGAUCUCAUUGUCAAAGACCAUGGAAUUCGCCUCCUUGAAGCACAAAUUGCAACAGGCGGCAUAAUUGAUCCAGUGCACAGCCAUCGAGUGCCUGUACAGGUGGCAUACCAAAGAGGCUACUUUGAUGAGGAAAUGAAUCAGAUUCUGUCUGACCCUGACGAUGACACCAAGGGCUUUUUUGACCCCAACACCCAAGAGAAUCUCACCUAUCUCCAGCUGGUUGAGAGGUGUGUCAAAGAUCCCAUUACUGGCCUUAGUUUACUCCCACUGCAUAAAUAGAUAAUCCAGGAUAAUCCCCCCACCCCCCACCCCCACCCAAAAAAAAAAAAGAAAAGAAAUUGUUCCUGUGUUUUGCUUGCACUUUCAAGUGAUUUUUUUUUAUAGUUCUUUCAAUAUAUAUACACAUUCAUCCUUCUAUGUUUCAUAAGGAAUCAUUACAUGUUUUGAAAUAAUUCUACUUUCAUACUGACAAAAUGUCUUUCAGUUUAGAUGAAGUUGUACAAGUGAAGUUGAUAAGAAAUAGAAAAGAAAAAGAAAAAGUCAAUUUUUAGUUUGUUUAGUAUUGAAUGUUGUUCAGUGCUUCUUUGUGAAUACCACUGACUGGGAAAAAAAAAAAAAAAAUUUACCUUUAAACACAUUAACUGAAAUUAUUGCUGUUGCAUAAAAAAAGUCAUCUCAACAAUCAAUGGAGUUAAGUUUGAGUUUAUAUUGAAAUGUUAAUUCAGAUUCAUUCUAAGGUCUUUUUCUAAUUAACUGAUGCCAACAUGUCACUGAACAAAGUAUCAUAUAUUAUGGAGUUGUGAUGCUUCUGUUUUUUGACUAAUUUCCUUUAUGUUGUUAUGUGGGAUGUUGAUUGAUGGACCUAUGUUUUACUUUGCACUUACUUUUUUGUCUUUUGAUGAGGGCUUUUCGCAAACUGUUUUAAGCAUUUCAUCAUGUGCGCUGCAAUAAAUG
Myripristis murdjan (pinecone soldierfish) is the source of this 11408-nucleotide messenger RNA. RefSeq names its product epiplakin 1 (gene eppk1). The record is from RefSeq and is a predicted model, not a curated record. Gene Ontology annotation, biological process: wound healing; intermediate filament cytoskeleton organization; hemidesmosome assembly. Gene Ontology annotation, molecular function: structural constituent of muscle; structural constituent of cytoskeleton; ankyrin binding. The transcript is spliced from 2 exons. The coding region runs from base 90 to 10733 and encodes 3547 amino acids. Lineage: Eukaryota; Metazoa; Chordata; Actinopteri; Holocentriformes; Holocentridae. Gene Ontology annotation, cellular component: cytoskeleton; focal adhesion; intermediate filament.